Messenger RNA from Cloeon dipterum, 1417 nucleotides. It is a transcript of the gene Cep89, whose product is annotated as Centrosomal protein 89kDa. The coding region runs from base 104 to 1357 and encodes 417 amino acids. Lineage: Eukaryota; Metazoa; Arthropoda; Insecta; Ephemeroptera; Baetidae. The record is from RefSeq and is a predicted model, not a curated record. Gene Ontology annotation, cellular component: centriole; ciliary transition fiber. Gene Ontology annotation, biological process: mitochondrion organization; cilium assembly; chemical synaptic transmission. The transcript has 8 exons.
CACAAUCUAGGUUAUUGGCGGCAACGAACAGAACGGCACUGGGUAGGACCAGUCACGACACGCACACGUUCGUUCACAUGCUGCGUAGCAAUAUUUUGACGAAAUGAAUAUCGACCUGCUGGGCAGGAUUAGAAGAGUGUUUUCGUUUUCUGCUCCUCGAAGGGUCGGCACAGAGAUGGAGCCAAAGAGGCCGGAGAGAUCAAAUAGGCCACCGCGGUCCAAAAGUGCUGGCACCCUUUCGCAAUCACAAGAAGAGCUGCAGGAGGAGGACAUCGCUGAAGUCCACAGGCGUCCAAAAAAGAACGAAAUAGCUUGUACAGAGUCCCUCUUGCUGGACAGAGAGCUGCUGGAGAAUUUGGUCUGGCGGUUGAAUGUUGAGCUGGGAAGGUACGAGACCAGACUGAGAGAACUAGAAGGUCAAGACAACGUUCCUGAUGGAGAUAGAGCUGCACCUGCUUGGUGCAGAGCUGAUCCAACCACUCUUGGGCCUCUGCUAGCCGCUUACGAUGAGGCCCUAGCAGAGAAGGAUUCAGUCAUCGAGAAGUAUGAGAGUCGACUUAAAGAGCUGGGCGCCGAGCUGAGAGAGGUCAUCAGUGAGAAUGAACGCCUUCAUGAGGCUUUUGAAGAAGUGCAAAAUGAGAGCGUGUUGGAGAGAGAAGAAAGAGAACUGGCUUCCAAAGAUGUUGAAAGUCUUCACAGUGAAAAUGUAGCCCUACUUGGGCGUCUAGAGGAUUACAAAGCCAGAGUUGAGGAGCUAGAGGAAAUAUUGCUGGAGCAACGGAAUGAUUUUGUGAAGAGAUCGGAAGAAAUGGUCCAACAACAAGCGCAGAUGAAAGCGUUGGCUCGAGACUACAGAGUUUUGCAAGAUCAGUUGGACGAAGCAAGCAGGGAAAUUGAAAAUAGAGUACCCCAGCAACACCACCAGUCUUCAAUUAAUGAGUGCAAAACAUUGCUUGAGGAACUGCGCUCAAGUUAUGACAAAGAUAGACGCAUUUUGGAGGACCGUCUUGCAGCCAUGACCAAGGAGAAGGUGGAAGCUGAGGCCAAAGCGAGGGCUGCUAUGUCCGAGGCAGCCCACAUGGAGGCCAAAGCAAAGGCCACAGAGAAGCUGCUGAGGAGAGCGGAAAGUCGCAGUGAGCGGCUGCAAACUAAAUUAGUGGCUGCAGAGAGUUGCAGAGACUCGUCGGUCCGAGAGCUCAAACAACUUAUGGCUGUCGCCGAAAAGUUGACCACUGACCAGGAAAACCUUGUGCGCUUGAUUGCUGCCAAGAGGUAUUGCUGUGAAGAAUCAGUCAUAGGAGCACACAAGAGCAAAUUGAAUCAAAGUUGUAGCAAAGCUAAUCAAAAUAAAAAGUAGUGCCAGUUUACUUAUUUAUACUUAGCUAAAAUUAUCGUAAUUUAUUUUAGAAUGACAUAA